AAGUAAUAAAACAUUAAUGUAGAUAAUAUUCUCAGUUAUUACAAUACCCCCUGACUUUGAGAUUUCCAGCAACUAGGAGGAUGGAGGCAACUUCCAACCGGAAAGAAAAAGAUGCCCAAAACAAAACCGUGCAACUUCCAACCGGAAAGAAAAAGAUGCCCAAAACAAAACCGUGUGCGUCAAUAAUUCUCCAUUGACUUGCUAGAAAAAAAAAAUAUAUAGGUCUUCCUUCUCCUCCAUAAGCUUUACACUUCUGAGUUCCCCUUUGCUUAAUCUGUCUGCAGCUUCCUCAGUUUAGCCACAAGCUACAGAUCCGGUACCAAUCUUGUGCUUCUUUGCUUUGCCUUCAGCUCCACUUAUUUUCAACUUCCUCACCUCAUUUUGCCAGUUGAUCUGGAGGUAUAUAUACACGACAUGUUUUUUAUUACUGUUUUUCUCUCUUGGAUGUAUAGAAGGUUUAAUUUCUGUUUGAAUCUCUGCUAAACAUAUGGGUAUACAAAAAUUGUCU
Rubroshorea leprosula is the source of this 508-nucleotide messenger RNA. Lineage: Eukaryota; Viridiplantae; Streptophyta; Magnoliopsida; Malvales; Dipterocarpaceae. The record is from the annotation of a GenBank genome assembly.